Messenger RNA from Schistosoma turkestanicum, 2161 nucleotides. Lineage: Eukaryota; Metazoa; Platyhelminthes; Trematoda; Strigeidida; Schistosomatidae. The record is from the annotation of a GenBank genome assembly.
UUUCAGUGUUGCGUUACCUUGCCUCGAAAAUGUAAAACACUAUUGCAAAAGCCUCUUCACUACAGUUAUUUAAGGGCAUAACUAGAGUGGAUCCUCUGACUUAUGGUCAUGUGUGACCCGGCAAAUCCUAGUGCUAAUUCCCUUGUGAAUACCAGAUGUACGGAUAACACUCCAGAACGUAAUAUUACUUUGGAUUCUAUUAUGGAGUUAAUCAUUCAGGAGCGAGAGCUUCGUACUGAAAACAUUUUAAGGAAAGGUUUCGAUGAGAUGAUCUUUUAUUAUUUUGUUCAUCAUCUUAAACAAAAUCAUAAAAAACCUGAAUUGAGUGUAUUUCGUAGAAAUAGUUCAAACCUUCCAAAAUUGACUGAUGAUUAUAUUGAUUGGGAGGAAACAGUGUAUCUUAACUUACUCAUGCAAUAUUUUGUUUAUGUUGUAACAGUUGCUGUAUGUACUCGUACUGGACCUCAAGAGUGGCAAAUUUUAAAGAAAUUUUCUCAAACAGUUUAUGCAUCGCCUAGUCAUAGACAAAUGAAUGUGAAAGGAAGUAAUGAAGAAAUAGUUUAUCCAGAUCUUUAUUUUACAAUCGAUAAUUAUGAAGAGGCAUUUGCUGAAUGUGUUCUUCGAGAUAGUGAAAGUAUCAGUGUUGAAUUGACCGCUUAUGAUCGUUCUGGACGUGUACAUGGUGUUUGUUUUAUUGGUACUAUUUCUUAUAAUGCUAUAAAACAAUUUUAUGAUUAUUCAUCUCAAACUUCUCGUUCAUUUGGUGGUAAUGUUGUUAAUCAUCAUUCUGGUUAUCGACAGAAUCGAUCAACAACAACAUCAACAACAAACACUGCACAUUCAUCUUCAUCUCCUCCAAAUAUCGAUAAUACACCAACUCAAUUUAUGCGAGUAAUUGGACCACAAGCCAAAGGAUCAGCUGAAAUAGCAAUUAAAUCAAUGAAAAAUAUUACUCAUCGAAAAUCAUUGGAUUCAAGUAAAACAGACGAUAUGAAACGAACAAAUUUUAUCACAAAAUGUUGUCAACCUAUUUGUCCCGUAGAAUCAAACAUGGAGUAUAAUUCUACAGACGAUUGGAUGUUUUACAAAAUGGAUUGGACACAUAAAACGGUGCAUUCUGAAGUAAUUACUCAACAACCAAUUAUAACAUGUAAAUCAACUAGUAUUGACUAUUACGAAUUUCCACCAGAGACCUGUUUAAAUGGAACCAAUCCUAACAAUAAAAAACUUGACUAUCUUCAAAACAUCUUAACAGAUACCAUACCGACAUUACGCCCAUCACCUUGGUCUGUUAAGUCUGCUGGAGCAAGUCUACACACAAGUCCUGUUCGACGAUUCAAAUAUAGUGUAGGCAGUAAAUGUUCUACUCCACGAAUUGGGCUACAAGAAUUCUCACCUACAUUAAACCAUAAAUGUAAAUUCAAUUCCGUAAACACAAUAAAUCUGUACCAGGAAUCAAAACCAUCAAAAGUCUCAGAAAUUCUCAGUGCAUUCACCGGUAUAAUGACGAAACAAUCAUUAGGUAAUGUUAAUCGAACAAAAUCAACCUCUACUAAUCCUAUGAAUUGUACGAAUAAAUCAAUUCAUAAAAACUCUACUAAUAUCAUAAUGUCACUUCCUACCAUGUGUGAUGAUGACCAUUCAAACAAUGAUCAAUUUAGAAAUUUUGAUUUUUACAAAGGUCAUUUAUAUGAAAAUCCUUUUACAAUAUCUGAUCGAAACAACUCAUUUGGACAGGCAUGGUCUUGGUUCAAGGAAAAAAGACGAACUGCCUCAGUCGGUUUAAUUACUAGUCCAACAUUUAUCACACUUCCUUGUCAAAAUAUCCUUGUCGAACUUCUUGAAGUCAGAAGAGAACCUAUCCUCAACUUUACAAGUCAGUAACUUUCAUAAAGUUGUCAGUACAUAUGAGGAGCUACUCAUAUGCUCAAGGAGUCCGUCCUAAUGUUUUUCAAGGAUCAGAAUAUUUUGUACAUCGAAAUCCAGCACAAACGUCGGAAUCAGUUGAUUUCGCCGCAUUCCAAACAUCACUUCCAUUCCGUCCAAACCAUCACUUGCCAGUCAGUUUCGCUGACCAGAACGUUACUCAUCUUUCUAAUGUUCAGUCACUUAUAUUUUGUGCGUAUUUAUUAUUUAUUUAUAAAUUGAUAUGACUUAUGAA